This is a messenger RNA of Prorocentrum cordatum, 477 nucleotides long. Lineage: Eukaryota; Dinophyceae; Prorocentrales; Prorocentraceae. The record is from the annotation of a GenBank genome assembly.
UCGGAGAUGACCGAUGCGGCGGUGGCUGCGGAUAGCUCGUUGAAUGCUCCUGUCUGCGGCAUGGCUGGCAAGAUGGAGGAUGAGAGCGACGAUGGCGAGGUGUACGAGUUCGGGGUGGAGGUCAAGAACUCGUUCAGCCCGUUCGUGGAGGGCGGGGGCGAACUGAAGGAGAUUCCACCGUUCCCAAACCUUGUCGGCAAGGCUGCGCUGGCGAGCGCGGAGCAGGUAAUCGAGUUCGGCGACGACGGCAAGCAGUGGCCUUACGACGAUCGCGGUGCUUUGCAGAAGGCUGUGCAGGCGGGCUCAGAGAAGUCCAGCGCGUGCGGCGACGUUGGCAGGCAGGACGAAGGACACAAGCAUGACAUGUACGAUCACCUGUCCACCGAGGCGGCCGUCGCGGAGGCCGUGAAGCGCUUUGGAGUCGAGUGGGCCAAGAUGCACUUGAAAGAGGAGUGGGUGAGCACCUACCUCGAUUAG